This is a messenger RNA of Trichoderma breve, 1107 nucleotides long. RefSeq names its product aldo/keto reductase family domain-containing protein. The coding region runs from base 1 to 1107 and encodes 368 amino acids. Lineage: Eukaryota; Fungi; Ascomycota; Sordariomycetes; Hypocreales; Hypocreaceae. The record is from RefSeq and is a predicted model, not a curated record. The transcript is spliced from 5 exons.
AUGGGAAAGGCAAACAAUCUACCCGGCGCUGCGCCCGCGCCCAAGAGCUUGCUUGCCUACCAUCGCCAGCUAGCUCCUUCAGCUGCUGUCAAAGUGAGUCCUCUCUGCCUAGGAGGCAUGGGAUUUGGAACAGCUUGGGAAGGCAGCAUGGGCAGUUGUGACAAGAAGACGUCCUUUGAAUUGAUGGACUAUUUCUACAGCCAGGGAGGAACCUUUAUCGAUACUGCGGGCAAUUACCAGAACGGAGAAUCCGAAGAGAUCAUUGGCGAGUGGAUGGCAACCCGAGGCAAUCGAGAAGAGAUGAUCUCAAAUUUCGGUGGAAAUAACAAAAAGUCUUUGGCGGUAUCCAUCGAGACUAGUCUCAAGAGACUGCAGACAUCGUAUAUUGAUCUGUACUAUGUCCAUACAUGGGACUUUACCACAAGCAUCCCAGAGCUGAUGCACUCCCUGCACAACCUCGUUGUUGCCGGCAAAGUUCUCUAUCUCGGCAUCUCCAACACCCCUGCGUGGGUCGUCGCCAAAGCCAACGAGUACGCCCGCCAGAAGGGAUUAACUCAAUUCUCCGUCUACCAGGGCCAUUGGAGUGCGGCCGAGCGAGAUAUCGAGCGUGAUGUUGUCCCCAUGUGUGUUGAUGAAGGCAUUGCCCUCGCUCCCUAUGGCGUCUUGGGUAUGGGCUACUUCCGCACUUCAGCCCAGCGUGCGGCUGAGAAGGAAGAGGAGAGAGAUGGACGCAAGGUCCCUUUCGUCGACAAGCCUCAGAAGACUGCCAUGGCUGAUGCGCUAGAGAAGAUUGCUGUGGCUCGUGGUACAACUAUCACCAGCAUCGCUUUAGCCUGGGCUCGAUUAAAGGCACCAUACGUCUUCCCCAUUGUGGGAGGUCGUAAGGUUGAACACCUCAAGUCCAACAUUGAGGCGCUGGCAAUUGAUCUUACGGAUGAAGAGAAGGAAGCAAUUGAAAGUGCUGUGCCCUUCCAUCCCGGAUACCCUCAGGAAAUAUUGGGUGGUCCCAAGGGUGCUAUGUAUCCGUCAGACUUAUGGACCACGAAGAGAUUGGGUAACUUUGACUGGGUAUCGCCGCCACAGGCACCAAAGCCUCAUCCUCUUUAA